This is a messenger RNA of Penicillium waksmanii, 669 nucleotides long. RefSeq lists its product as uncharacterized. NCBI's taxonomy places the organism in Eukaryota, Fungi, Ascomycota, Eurotiomycetes, Eurotiales, Aspergillaceae. The record is from RefSeq and is a predicted model, not a curated record. Gene Ontology annotation, biological process: transmembrane transport. The transcript has a single exon. Bases 1 to 669 code for a protein of 222 amino acids. Gene Ontology annotation, molecular function: transmembrane transporter activity.
AUGUUCUUCGCUUUAAUUACACUUGACCUGAUUCUUCGCCUGAUGAUGAUUGAGCCCAGGGCUGUCGCACGGACUGUUGGUUCCGAAGAUAGCGAAUCGGAACAUUGGUCUAUGUUUGAACAACAAUAUGAGAUCAAUAAUGUGCUAGCUGCCAGUGAAGUUGUAGCCCCACUAGAUCAGGGUCAGCACCGCGAGAAGAAUUCAAAGUGGCACCCGAACUUUCUUGAAAUCUUUAUGUCUCCAAGAUUCAGCUUUGCCGUCGUCGCAACAAUAUGUCUGAUCACAGUCAUCACAUCCUUCGACGGCGCACUUUUGUUAUAUGUUGAUGACUUGUUCGGGUUCUCGUCUCUAGAGACUGGACUUUUAUUUCUCGCAUUGGCUGGACCUGCUUCUAUCCAACCACUCAUUGGACGACUGGUGGACCGCUAUGGUGGACGCUUCAUUGGUGCCGCUGGAUUUCUGAUAAGCUAUCCAGCCUUUGUGUGUAUGAGGUUUGUUGACAAAAAUUCCACAGAGGCCAAGAUUCUGUUGGUUUCUAUGUUGGUUAUCAUCGGUGCUUCUAUCUCGGCAACGAUUCCUGUUUAUAUGGCCGAAGUCAGCUGCGUAGUGUUGGACAAAAGGAGUGCGCAGGAUAAUAUACCCAAUUUUGCGCAAGCUUAUUCUCUAUAG